Messenger RNA from Vicia villosa (hairy vetch), 675 nucleotides. RefSeq lists its product as uncharacterized. The transcript has a single exon. Bases 1 to 675 code for a protein of 224 amino acids. The record is from RefSeq and is a predicted model, not a curated record. NCBI's taxonomy places the organism in Eukaryota, Viridiplantae, Streptophyta, Magnoliopsida, Fabales, Fabaceae.
AUGAGGAUGCCCUGGAUUGUGAUAGGGGACUACAACAACAUGCUAACUUGCCAGGACAGAAUAGGAGGGAAUCCGGUAGCUGUGACUGAGUACAAAGAGCUGGAGGAUAUGAUUCAUAGGAAUGGAUUGUUUGAAGCUCCUUCUAGGGGUUGCCACUUUACAUGGUCCAACAAACAGUCUGCGGGGACUAUUUACUCCUGGAUUGAUAGAAUCAUAGGGAAUGGUUUGUGGUUCCAGGCCUUUCCGGAUGCUAUAGUUGAGGUGCUUCCACCUGGUAUUUCGGAUCACUCCCCUAUUAGGGUUAGCUGCCUGGCCCCUCAGGGUAGGAGAAAAGUGUUGUUCAAGUUUUUAAACUGUGUCACUAAAAAAGAGGGAUUCCAGGAUAUUGUGAGACAAAGCUGGAAUGUGAGGGUUCAGGGGAAUGCCAUGCAUCGCUUGUGGAUCAAGUUAAAGAGACUGCAAAACCCUUUAAGGCCUCUCUAUAAAAGCUUCACUAAUAUCCAGGUGCAGAUCCAUCAAGCUAGACAUGAUCUGACUGAGGCUCACCGUGUGUUAAAAAAUGAUUUAUUUGACUGUGGUGCUAUGGAGCAGGUGAAGAGUUGUACAAAUAAAUUCUUGAACUUCACCAAUUGGAGGAGGAUAUUCUCAAGCAAAAAGCCAAGAUUGAUUGGUUAA